Messenger RNA from Cotesia congregata, 1188 nucleotides. The record is from the annotation of a GenBank genome assembly. NCBI's taxonomy places the organism in Eukaryota, Metazoa, Arthropoda, Insecta, Hymenoptera, Braconidae.
AUGGAGGAAGAUCUUAUAUCACAAUUCAUGGAUGUGACAAGUGUUGACCGUGAAAGAGCUGAAUUUUAUUUAGCCUCUUCAGCUUGGCAGUUAGAGGUUGCCUUAACGAAUUUCUACGAGUGCGGAGAUCAAGGUCCAGUAGAACAGGAGAUUUUUGGAGGAGAAUCCUCAGAGCAGGUUGAAGAACUGAUAGACCAGUCAAGAGAUUUGACAGCAGCUAGACUUGCCCAGUUGCAGACAGGAGAAACCCAGUCAGGCGCUAUGGAACCAAUUAAGCCCAAAGUAAUUAAACCUAAACAGAAUUCUAAAAUACGAACACUGGCGUCUCUUCAGAACAGAGACAGCAGUUCUGAUGAAGAAGGUCAGGCGUUCUACGCUGGCGGGUCUGCACACAGUGGUCAGCAAAUUCUAGGGCCUAACAAAAAAAAGGAGGAUAUUGUCAGCGAUAUGUUCAAGUCGUGUCAGGAUCAAUCGAUUUCGGGUGAUGAAAGACCUCAGCAGCAGAGACCCAGUACUUUUAGUGGGACUGGUUACAAAUUAGGACAAACUAGUAGUGAUACUGAAGUUAUUCCUGGUGCUUCUUCCCAACGAUCACCAGACGCUGGAGUCAUUACGCUUAAGCUUUGGCGAGAAGGAUUUACAAUAAAUGACGGCGAGUUGCGUUCCUACAGCGAUCCUCAGAAUCGUGAGUUUAUGGAAACUAUAAAGCGCGGGGAAGUCCCGAUGGAGCUGCGUCAGGAAGUUCUAGGUAACGAAGUGCGUCUUGAUCUUGAAGAUCAUCAUCAUGAGGAGUAUGUGCCCCAGAAGCCAAAAGUUAAAGCAUUUGCGGGACGUGGACACAUGCUGGGAAGCCCAUCACCAGCGACUGUGGGUAUGACAAUGCCAACAGAUCCAUCAGACCAAUCGGCCAAUGAAUCUCUCGCCCGUUCGCAACUCAACGUAGAUUCAAACAACCCAGUAACCACAAUACAGAUAAGGUUAGCCGAUGGUCAAAAUAUCCGCGAGCAGUUUAAUCUGACUCACACUGUCGGUGACAUCAGACGUUUCAUCACAACGAUGCGACCUCAGUACGCAGCUCAGGACUUUACUCUAUCCACCGCUUACCCUACUAAAGAACUGACUGAAGACGCCAAGACUAUCGAAGAAGCUGGUCUUAAAAAUUCAGCAAUAAUGCAGCGUCUGAAGUAG